This is a messenger RNA of Lepus europaeus (European hare), 906 nucleotides long. RefSeq names its product IFI30 lysosomal thiol reductase (gene IFI30). The record is from RefSeq and is a predicted model, not a curated record. The coding region runs from base 6 to 710 and encodes 234 amino acids. Gene Ontology annotation, molecular function: oxidoreductase activity, acting on a sulfur group of donors, disulfide as acceptor. The transcript is spliced from 7 exons. Gene Ontology annotation, cellular component: lysosome. Lineage: Eukaryota; Metazoa; Chordata; Mammalia; Lagomorpha; Leporidae.
CCGCGAUGGCCCCGUCGGCGCUCGCGCUGCUCCCGCUCGCGCUGCUGCUGCUGCUGCUGCCCGGGGGCCCCGCGGGGGCGGCCGCCUGCAAGGUGCCGGGGCUGUGCCUGCGGGCGCCCGCGCCGCCGCCCGCGCCGCCCGUGAACGUGAGCCUCUACUACGAGCCGCUGUGCCCCGGCUGCCGCCUGUUCCUGGUGCGCGGCCUCUUCCCGACCUGGCUACUGGUGCUGGAGAUCCUGAACGUGUCGCUGGUGCCCUACGGGAACGCGCAGGAACGGAGCGUGAACGGCUCGUGGGAGUUCAGCUGCCAGCACGGCCCGCGCGAGUGCAGGCUCAGCCGCGUGGAGGCUUGCCUGCUGGACAUGCUGCCACCCGGCGCCGCCUUUGUGACCAUCGUGUGCCUGGAGGAGAUGGACGACAUGGAGCAGAACCUGCAGCCGUGCCUGGCGCUCUACGCCCCGGGGGUCACAGCCGAGAGCGUCCUGGGCUGCGCCGACGGGCAGCGGGGCGCGCAGCUCAUGCACAUGAACGCGCAGCUCACGGACGCGCUGCAGCCACCGCACCAGUUCGUGCCCUGGAUCCUGGUCAACGGGAAGCCCCUGGAGGACCCCAGCCAGCUCCUGAGCCUCGUGUGCCAGUUGUACCAGGGCGACAAGCCGGAGGCCUGCCCCUUGAAGUCCACAUCCACCCGGGAGGUCUGCUUCAAGUGACCGGAGAAGGUCCCUGCGUGCUGACCCAGGAUUCCCCUCCACGGGUUUUCCCCCAGCCGGGAAACUCCUACACGUCCCACAACGCCCAAGCCCCCAAAUCCCACAAGACCAAGCAUCUUGCCUCCCCGAGAAUGGUGCUAAAUCGAAACGAGUUUAAUAAACUUUGGAUGUGCAACUCGUGCCGCGCCAGCAUUUC